Messenger RNA from Knipowitschia caucasica, 432 nucleotides. The record is from the annotation of a GenBank genome assembly. Lineage: Eukaryota; Metazoa; Chordata; Actinopteri; Gobiiformes; Gobiidae.
AUGAAGAGAAAUGAGCACUCACACACGGCGGCUGUUUAUGGAGCGAGGCUGCGGCUAACAGCAGUGCAUUAUGGGAGAGCACCCACAGGAGAGCACCCACAGGAGAGCACCCACAGGAGAUCACCCACAGGAGAGCACCCACAAGAGAGCUACCACAGGAGAGAGCACCCACAGGAGAGCACCCACAAGAGAGCUACCACAGGAGAGAGCACCCACAGGAGAGCUACCACAGGAGAGCACCCACAGGAGAGCUACCACAGGAGAGAGCACCCACAGGAGAGCACCCACAGGAGAGCACCCACAGGAGAGCUACCACAGGAGAGAGCACCCACAGGAGAGCACCCACAGGAGAGCACCCACAGGAUAGCGCCCACAGGAGAGCACCCACAGGAGAGCAUCCACAGGAGAGAGCACCCACAGGAGAGCUACUAG